CACAUCCCAGUCAGUGAGAUUUGUGCUGGUGGCAGAAGGUACUCUUCCAAAUCCAACCGGGCUGCUUACUGAUUAGAAGGAAUUAUGAAAGAGGUCACAGCUGAGUCUGCGGCAGACACUAACACACAUACACAUAUCAGUUUUCAUCAGCAAACAAUGCAUUCAGAUUGUUUCACAAAAACUGAAGGCAUCUGAUGGAGAGAAAGAGAAAAAUCUCUUGGAAUAGGGCGGGAUGCUAUUAAGUGAUGGAUAGGCAUGGAUGGGUGUACAUUUGCAAAAAUGGAAAUAAUUUCAGUUUUACAAUGUUUGUAAAGGACCUCACAUGGCAUCUCCAAACAGUUUGACAGAGCCAAAAUGGUUUAGAUUUGCCCAAAAGCUCCUUUUUAUAAGACCCCCCCCCCCCCCCCUCCUUAUUUUUAUUUUUUUUACUGAUAUCUAGUUUUUCUCACAACUUAAAUGAAUAAGCUCCAAGAAUACUUUGUGGAGAUAGUGUUUCAAGGUCUUUCCAUUGAUUGACACUCACUAAGUUAGCUUAAGAAGCUAAUUGCUAAGAAGCAUUAGUCCAUUCAUGUCAUCUUCCGUAGGAACCUUGAACACCUCAUUGAGUUACAUCUAAAACUAAUUUAGUUGAUUUGUGUACUAGGAACUCCAGUAGACUUCCACAAGAUCAAUUAAAUCAAAGGUUCUCUGAAAUAUUUGUAAGAUGGCUGUGCUGCCAAUAAAAUUGACCAAAACCAACAGAGACAAACUGGCCCAGGUUUUGUGGGUACUAAACUGGAUAUCCGUUGUAACAGGUAUCAUCCUCUUUAGCUUGGGCAUCUUUCUAAAAGUUGAAAUUAACAAGCGGCAGGAUCUAAUGGCUGAGAGUCAGCUCCAAUCCGUGCCAAACAUGCUAAUUGCCGUGGGACUUAUAGCCUGCGUGAUUAACUUUUUGGGAGGAAAGAUCUGCUAUGACUGUGUGGACACCAACAAAUUCCUACGCUGGAAGUUGGUGAUGCUACCAUACAUCAUUUGCACGUUUUUCUUCACUCUGAGCGUGCUCGUGGGUGCCUUGAUGUGCUACAGCAUGCACGGACAGCUGGAAGAAGCACUAACAUUUGGGCUGCGGGAUGCUAUGCGUUACUAUAAGGACACAGACACACCAGGCCGCUGCUUCUUGAAGCGUACAGUGGACCAGCUGCAGAUCCAGUUCCAAUGCUGUGGGAACGAGGGCUACAGAGAUUGGUUCCAGAUCCAGUGGGUCAGCAACCGAUAUUUGGAUAUGUCCCAACGGGAAGUGGUAGAUCGUCUGCGAAGCAACGUUGAGGGAAAAUACCUAAUGGACGGAGUUCCCUUCAGCUGCUGCAAUGUCAACUCUCCUCGGCCAUGCAUUCAGUACCAAAUCACCAAUAACUCCGCCCACUUUAAUUAUGACUACCAGACAGAGGAGCUCAACCUGUGGAUGAGAGGAUGUCGUCAGGCUCUACUAGAUUAUUACACCAACAUCAUGCAUUCUGUCGGCCUCACGGUUCUGAUCAUCUGGCUCUUUGAGCUCUCUGUGUUAACGGGGGUCCGUUACCUCCAAACGUCUCUGGAAAACGUGCUGCGGCAGGGGGACCCUGAGUGUGAGUCAGACGGGUGGCUCCUGGAGAACAGCUUUGUGGAGACGGCUCGCUCUAAUUUCAACAUCAUCAAACACCUGGGCAAGUUCAAUCAGAUCAACAUAUCAAGCAAUGGAGAUCCAAACAUUGACAAACCAACUACAGCACACUAUGGUCCAGACAAUGUGCCUCCAAAGUCUCUUCCAAUGGCCAGUUAGGUCUUCAGAAUGCACAUUUUGGCCAGAAACAUUACUUAAGCUUAACGGUUCAGUAAAAAUUGAGAUGGCAUUGCAAAACAAGAACAGAGUGAUAUUACAACACACAACAUACUUGAGGUCUGUUGUAAAUUAACAUGUAAGAACUUAACCAAGUAGUCUACUGUUUUAACACACAAGGCAAAGCAUCAUGGGGCCUUCAGAGUUAUUAAAAUGUAUAAAUUGCCUCUCAUUAAGAAUACAACCGUUAAAUUAUUUUGUGUUUUAGAGAUUCUUGUGUGAAUUAUGUGAUUACUGGAGAGUAGGUCUGCUACCUAUCACUGGAUUUAUUUAGAGCUUCACUGUUUACUGUAGGGUUUUCAUUAGUAAUUAAAGCAACUGUAUGUGAUUUUUUUUUUAGUUCCAAAAUCAUUCUGAUGUAGGCUGCACUGACUUCUAAUAAGGCGAAUAGCUUCUGUUUCUUUCCUAUAUCCUCCAAAACGUCUCUUCUGACAGUGUGUAAGUUAAAAGGGAUUUGCUUUAAGGGGUGAAAAAAAAUGCACGUGUCUGCAGGUUUUCACUGCAGUUACGACCGUGAGAGCCUAUAUUUACGACAUUGAACUGUAGAGGGGUCCAAAAUCGCAAAAAUACACAAAACUACAUACAGUAGUACAUGCUCUCUCUCUCUUUCAAUAUUUCUAUUUCCAUGAAAUCAAACUGUCAGCUUACCCAUUACAAGCCACCAAAAAUUCUUAUUUUAUGCCUUGGUCUCGUGCCUAAAGCCAGGUAUUGUAAUCACUGGUGAAAACAUGAUACCAACAGCCUCUAAAACACAUUUUCCAAAGAUGUAUAUUUCAUAAACAUUUUUUUUUUUUUUACA
Messenger RNA from Sinocyclocheilus grahami, 2654 nucleotides. RefSeq names its product peripherin 2-like a (gene prph2la). Gene Ontology annotation, cellular component: plasma membrane. The transcript is spliced from 4 exons. NCBI's taxonomy places the organism in Eukaryota, Metazoa, Chordata, Actinopteri, Cypriniformes, Cyprinidae. The record is from RefSeq and is a predicted model, not a curated record. Gene Ontology annotation, biological process: visual perception. The coding region runs from base 704 to 1798 and encodes 364 amino acids.